AGUAGCAUUACCAACUUGAAUUAUAUCACCAAAAAGAAACAAAUCUUCGAUAAAAAAAUAUGUAAAUUAAGCAAAAUAACAUAAAAAUUAGCAUUUAUAACUAAUUUCCAACAUCAACAAGAACACCCAUCGAAAAAUAUCAAGAAAAUAAAUGGAAUUAGGAUAUAAAGCGUGGGUACAUUUUUGUUUGACAAUUAACUAUAACACGUUUUCACCACGUAUUUCAAUUUGAGUAUAAUAAAAGUCUGGGUUUUGUCUAAACUUUAUCUCCAACGUGAUCACCUAGAAACCUAGAUAAAUAAGAACCUAGAAUAUAAUAGAAAUAAUGGUUAAAAUGUGUAAAUUUCAAUUGUUUUUGGUAUGUUGUUUAGUUAUUUUAAACUAUUCUUUGGCUCAACAUCAUAAUCAUCAUCAUCAUGACCAUGAUCACGCACAUCACGAUCAUCCGGCGGAGUCGCCGUCUUUUAAAUACUCAAAGGCUGCCAAUGAAAAGGUAGCUGAAGAGAAACGAUCUGAAACUGUAAAAAAUCAACUGAAUGAUAAUGAAAUCUGGUUAUAUGCGAUGGGAUCAACUUUAUUAAUUAGUGCAGCCCCAUUUUUUAUCUUAUUUUUUAUUCCUCUGGAUAAUACACAACAAAAACAACCUUUAUUAAAAAUAUUAUUGGCCUUUGCUUCUGGAGGUUUACUUGGGGAUGCUUUUCUACAUUUAAUUCCACAUGCAGCAAUGAAUAAUGAACAAGACCAUGGGCAUGGACAUGGUCAUAAUCAUGGGCACUCCCAUAAACAUGGUGAAGAAGAUAAACAUGACAUAUCAGUGGGUUUAUGGGUUUUAUGUGGAAUAAUAACGUUUUUAAUUGUUGAAAAAAUAGUUAGAAUAUUAAAAGGUGGUGGUGGUCAUGGUCAUUCGCAUUCAAUUCAAAAUAAACCAAAAGAAAAUAAUGAUAAGAAACAGAAAAAGAAGGAGCCUAAAGAAGAACAUAAGAAAGAUAUAAAAGUAGCUGGUUAUCUAAAUUUAGCUGCUGAUUUUUGUCAUAAUUUCACUGAUGGUCUUGCGAUUGGUUCUUCUUAUUUAGCUGGGAAUACAAUUGGUAUUAUAACAACAAUCACAAUAUUACUACAUGAAGUUCCCCAUGAAAUUGGAGAUUUUGCCAUUUUACUCCAAUCUGGGGUUUCAAGAAAAAAUGCCAUGUUCCUUCAAUUAACCACAGCACUUGGCGCUUUGGCUGGUACAGCUCUAUCUUUAUUAGUUCAAAACACAUCUGGUUUACCUACAGGAUGGAUUUUACCAUUUACAGCAGGUGGUUUUAUUUACAUCGCUUUAGUAUCUGUUAUUCCAGAAUUAUUGGAUGAAGAAAAACCAAGUUUCGUUCAAACUUUGUUACAAGUAUCAGCUUUGUUCUUUGGUGUUUAUAUGAUGGUGUUAAUUGCAGAUUAUGAAUGAAAUUGUAGAUUAAAUUAAAGUAUAUUUGUGGAAUUUUUAUAUUUUUUAUGGAAUUAAACUUCAUAUUAAGAUUAUCAGUAAUGAACAAUGCAAAUUGUUGUGAUAAUUAA
Onthophagus taurus is the source of this 1551-nucleotide messenger RNA. It is a transcript of the gene Catsup, whose product is annotated as zinc transporter catecholamines up. Gene Ontology annotation, biological process: intracellular zinc ion homeostasis; zinc ion transmembrane transport. Gene Ontology annotation, cellular component: membrane. The record is from RefSeq and is a predicted model, not a curated record. Gene Ontology annotation, molecular function: zinc ion transmembrane transporter activity. NCBI's taxonomy places the organism in Eukaryota, Metazoa, Arthropoda, Insecta, Coleoptera, Scarabaeidae.